AUGGCCUUACCAUCUUUACUUACAUCGACGCUCUUUUCUUUUAUUUGCGUACAUAUUUUAUUCAUUACAGAGUCGUAUGCGCAAUUGGGAUAUGCACCCGUUAUCAACAUUUCGCCGACACUGCCAAAUGCGGCUGCCGCGCCUACGAUAGAUCGAUCAUUCAUCAGCUACUCCCUCGAGCAUAUGGCGAUGCCUACAUUCUUAAACUCGCCAAUGCUGAACAAUCUCAUGGAGCUUUGGAAAUCGAAAACUGGAGGUCGACCGGGUCUUCGUAUCGGAGGGUCUGGUAUGGAUAAAACCACUUACGUACCGAGUUUAGAUCAACCGAUUAUGUGGACCGCCAAUCCUUCUUCGCAGUAUUUGGUUGGACCGUCCUACUUCAAGCUGGUCAGAGAGUAUUUCCCUAGUGAUACCCAGAUCACAUUUGGUCUCAAUUUAGUCAAUUCAACGGACAACUGGCAGAACACUGUCGAGUUUGCAGUCGCAGCGGAUGAAAAUAUUCCACAAGUUGAUCUAUUUGAGAUUGGAAACGAACCCGAUCUUUACGUUAAUGGUAAACAGAGGCCGAGGGGUUGGACGGGCAAGGAUUAUGCUGAGGAAUGGAAAUCGGUAGCGAAUCGGGUCAAGAAGGUUCUACCAAACGCCCAAUUCCAGCCCGCGGUUUUUGCCGGGUCCUUGAAGGAUAAUUUCGAUCUCAGUUCGUUAGUUAGGGCUGGGAUAAAUAACUAUCAGUUCAAGAUACCGACCUAUUCGUUACAUUUCUACGCCCAGAGUGCCUGUUCAGGCAAUCAGAACCUUGACAGAUUGGUCGAUCAUAAUAUACUUGGGGCGCAGCUGCAGAGAUUUGACCCUGAGCUUGCUGCCGCAGAAGCUGGAGGUGCUCGAUUCACAAUGGCUGAAUCCAAUACCGUGAGCUGUAGUGGUUUUGUCGACGUUUCAGAUACUUUUGCAUCUGCCCUUUGGCUUGUCGAUUACUCCCUUGCUGCGGCUUCGAAGAAAAUCGAGCGAAUAUACUUCCAUAACGGUCCAACAACCCCAUACUCUUUUUUCAUUCCUAAGGGAGCCAAUGGUCUCGAAUCAGGCAUUCGACCAAUCUUCUACGGUGUAUAUUUCCUCGCUGAAGCACUAGCUCUUCCAGAACCGGGUUCCACUACAAAUUUUAUGGUUAAACCCAUUCCCUUACCGGGUAGCCCCUCAGAUAUUGCUGUAUACGGGCUGUAUUCGAAUCGAGUACAGAGGCCGAAUUUGGAUGUCGUCGGGACGACAAAAGUGGCUUAUACUACCACUGUAUCGAAGACAAUGACGAUGGUUUCCACGGAUAUUUUCGAGACUGUGCAAAGCGUAUCUACCAAAAGGAUUAUUAAGUCUAUAGCGACUUCUACAAAAAGCAUUACAACCACUGCAGUAUUUAUAGUGCCGAAGGAGACGAUGUUUACAAAAACAGCUACACUUCCAGGGACUAAGCUUACUACCAUCGAAAAUCAACUGCUUGAUGGAAGCACGAUGACUGAAACGGUUGAAAUCGCCUACCCCACGGUUACUGAAAUCGUCUUGCCGACUAUUACUCGCAGCAGAACGACCUCACAAAGAGUCUAUACCUCGUGGGUAUUGUCGACAAUCUGGACUAGUCAAGAAAUCACCAUAACCAAGAUCGUUCGUCGAACAACGCCACUUAUAUAUACUACUUCCUCCGUUUAUGUAGCACCUACAGUUGUCACAUCUACUCAAACUACAACCAACCCUCAAGCCACCAAUAUCGGAAACUUCCCUUCAUACGACGGCGUAUUCCUUGCCCGUGCUGUUAUCCUGAAUUUAUCUCCUUACAAUACUUCUGAUGAAAAAGUAUUGAAUUGUCGCUCUUGCUCUGCACCUUCGCCGGCGAGGUAUGGCACAGUAGGACCAAGAAAAUCAACGAGGGUUACCGUGACGGGGUUUCAACCGGGCCAUCGACUCAAAUUGGUGAGGCUUAGAGGCCCGGGAUUAAAUGCAAAGGCUGGAGUUAAUGUCAGCGGCAUUGCAUUUAAUGAGGAAACUGCAGAGGUGACUUAUACCCCCCGGCCUGGAAGCAUAUAUGUUGAAUGGGACGGGACCGCUAGGUUCGACAUAUUAGCAUCUGAGGCUGUGUUACUUGUUGAUGAAAAAGUUUUGUAA
This is a messenger RNA of Orbilia oligospora ATCC 24927, 2151 nucleotides long. RefSeq lists its product as uncharacterized. The transcript has a single exon. NCBI's taxonomy places the organism in Eukaryota, Fungi, Ascomycota, Orbiliomycetes, Orbiliales, Orbiliaceae. The record is from RefSeq and is a predicted model, not a curated record. Bases 1 to 2151 code for a protein of 716 amino acids.